AUUUACCCAGCAAACAAAAAUCAUACACACUAUGGAUAUACUGCUAUAUACACAUCCUAGAAGGACAUAUAUGGGUUCAACAGCAACAUAAUGCCAAGGUAUGACCUAUUUCCCAAGCUACCGUUGCUGGCAUAUGUGGACCGCGUACAUGUACGGUAUCGCCCAGGCCUGCGAAAUAGUGAGACUUGCCGCCAGUUCCUGCUGUCGCUGCUACGACCAGAAACAUCAAGGAGAUACCCUAACCUGAACUAUACAUACGAACUUCUGAGCUACGACGAUCGCCCAGAAAUAACAAUUACACUGUGUUCCAAAGUAUCGCACAGAUUCUACGCCGAUGAAUACUCACUGGAGGAUAUACGACGAGCUAUAGAUAAUGACCAGUACCAAGCACACCUGGCAUACAUGAAAGAACGUUCACUAGAAAUACCACGUGAAGAAGCUGACUGAUACACGAAAUUGUAUAUGUGCAACAAUUUAAUCGUAGUGACUAUAUCAGUGCCAAGGUAAAAUAGAAUUGUGGACAGAAACCAUCAUGGGUGCCAUUACAUUGCGAUUUUGCUAAACGAGUGUCCAGCAGGGCAGCUAUACAGUCUCCACGGGAGCGCCAAUAAUCAACAUCACAGGCAGAUGCUCGUCACCAGAAAGGUCUGCAAUACAAUACA
Molecule: messenger RNA, 662 nt
Organism: Babesia bovis T2Bo
Lineage: Eukaryota; Apicomplexa; Aconoidasida; Piroplasmida; Babesiidae
Exons: 4
Coding region: 91-447 (118 amino acids)
Source: RefSeq, a predicted model, not a curated record